Messenger RNA from Lactuca sativa (garden lettuce), 1648 nucleotides. RefSeq names its product F-box protein At4g09920. Gene Ontology annotation, molecular function: protein binding. Lineage: Eukaryota; Viridiplantae; Streptophyta; Magnoliopsida; Asterales; Asteraceae. The record is from RefSeq and is a predicted model, not a curated record.
AUAACCUUUGUUUGCUUCUUUCUGUCCGUUUUUGAAUCAGGCCUGUUUGAGCUUUGGAACUUCCAAACAAUCAUUGGAUUCCUAAGCUAAUUACUUCCGAUUUCACGUAAAAGAUCCCAACUCCUUACAUCAAUAUUUCCAGAUAUACUUUCAAAUCCUAAUUUUUCAGUUGCAGAUGAACAUCAUCCAUUAAUCAGGUGGUUUGAAGAAGAUGAGUUCCAUAAGUGAAAAUGUAGAUAGGCUUACUUGCUUGCCUGAAGAGAUUAUUUCACAUAUACUCUCUCUCAUUCCUAUAAGAUUAGCAGUGCAAACAAGCAUUUUAUCAAAAAGAUGGAGGUACACUUGGAUGUUGCUCAAGAAGCUUGCCUUCAAUGAUUAUCCCUACAUACUUGAUAGAGAUCCCUUAUCAAAAUUUGUAGACUCGGUAUUGGAGCUUUACAAAACAUCCCACAUUGAAGUAUUCCGCUUACACUUUUCUGACAAUUGGGUUCGAAAGUCAAACGUGUCAAAGUGGAUUAAUGAAGCAGUUAGGUUAAAUGUUCGUGAGAUUGACAUACAAGUCAAGCUUCUUGAGUUGCCUCUAAAAUUGUUCACUUGCAAGACACUCACAAAAUUAAGAUUAAUUGUGAAUUGUAAUGAUCCAGAUGUUUUUAACGUUUCAUCUCCGGUCAUACUUCCUUGUCUGAAAACCCUUGAAAUCAGUGUUAAUGGCAAACCUUGUACCAAUGCAUUUAUACUCAUCAAUGGCUCCCCGAUACUUGAAAGUUUAUUUUUAGAAGUAGCAUGGCGCGAUGAUGAAGAAGAAUACAAUUUCAAUAUUCCUACUUUGAAGCGAUUGGAACUAAGAACACGCAAAUGCUUAUCAGUUAUCAACAAAGUUGUUUUGAAUGUCCCUAAUCUUGAAUACUUCCUUGUUGGUGGGGUCUUGUGUUCACUAUUUGUGAUGAAAGAUUUGUCAAAUCUAGUUGAGGCAACUUUUUCUUUUUAUGAAAUAAGAUUUAGUCAUUUGAUGAGUGAGCUUUUAAAAGGAAUAAGUGAAGCCAAAUCACUUUCAUGGUCCACUUCAAAUAUCGAUCUACCAAUUCCAUUGAAUUCGCCUCUGCCCAAGUUUCUCAAUUUGAAGCGAUUGGAGUUGAAGGGUUCAUGUUCACGAUGGUUGUCAAUGUUUCAUGUUCUUGAAAACUCUUGUGAGUUGGAGCAUUUAUGUAUUGAUGAGCCUGAAGAAUUUUGUUGGAUUGAGCCUCAACAAAUUCCCACUUGUAUGCUUUCAAAUCUUACAACCUUGAACUUUAAAAGAUGCAAUGGGCGCAAGUGGGAUUUACAAUUCCUAGAAUACAUGUUGGGGAAUUCGGAGGUUUUGAAGACACUAACAAUAAUCACUUCUGAAACCUUGUCCCCCAAAAAAGAAAUGUGGUUGUGUGCACAGUUGUUGAAGUUUCCAAGGGCUUCAAGGUCUUGUGAGAUCCAUUUUGUUGGGAAUUCGGCUUAUAACUAGUUUUUUUUUUUUCCAAGAAUAAUAUCUAUGUAUUAUCAAGGACUUAUAUUGUGUUUCAUUUUGCAUGUAAGAUAAGUUAUGCAAUGACAUACAUAUAUACACACACAAACACACGUUUUGUGAACAAAACGUGUUGUGUUGUCAGAUUUAUCU